This is a messenger RNA of Ostrinia nubilalis (European corn borer), 1567 nucleotides long. RefSeq names its product serine protease snake-like. Gene Ontology annotation, biological process: proteolysis. The coding region runs from base 291 to 1496 and encodes 401 amino acids. The record is from RefSeq and is a predicted model, not a curated record. The transcript has 10 exons. NCBI's taxonomy places the organism in Eukaryota, Metazoa, Arthropoda, Insecta, Lepidoptera, Crambidae. Gene Ontology annotation, molecular function: serine-type endopeptidase activity.
UUAUUCGCGAUUCAUUAAGGAAGAACGCGGUUACAAAACAGUCUCGUGAUUUAAUAUCAAAGUAUUUUGUUGCAAUACAAAAUUUUAUUAUAACAAUAUUUUUCUAGUUAAUUAUAGAUAUUUUUCAUGUUGAAUAAGUACCUAUCGUAUUCGAGUUACUAAGCGCUUCAAAUUUUUGUUUAUAAAAUAAAUAUGUUUCAAUACGUUUGUGUUCCAAUGACACAAAGUUUAAUGAAAAUAAUUUUUUUAGUGCUUCUAUAAUAGUGCUAUUAGGUACAAAAUAUUUAAUAAUGUAUAAAUAUAUAACAUUAUUGUCGUGUUUGUGUGUUGUUGCAGCACAACAUGAGAAGUCUGAAGGCGCCGAGUGCUCAGAUUCUAUCGGCAAUUCAGGGAGAUGUGUCAGGAUCAGACACUGCAAAGAAAUUGAAUUCAUCAAGAAAGAGCGCUACUCUAACAUCUGCGGGUCCAGCGCAAAAGACCCGAUAAUAUGCUGUACAAGGAAAGACUUGAGAAAUACUGAUACCUGCGAGCCGGCCAGUCCUCGUCGGCCAGACAUGAAAAUAGGAAAAAUUGCUUACCAUAAGUGCGUGGACUACCAAGAACAGAUCAAGUUUCCGUGUGUAGGAUACACAUACUACGCGCAAAUUAACGGUUCGACCCAGACUCGGUAUACCCGCCGCGAUGGCUGUUCCGACCCUCCUUCUCUUGUAAUCGGCUCGAGCGGAGUCGAUGCUAGCAGAGGACAAUUCCCCCACAUGGCUCUGCUCGGCUACGUCGAGGAUGAGAGCGAGGUGGAGUGGCUGUGUGGAGGGACCAUCAUUAGCGAGCAGUUCAUCUUGACUGCUGGCCACUGCACCUCGCACAAGCAGCUAGGUCCAGUAUCGCUGGCAAGACUGGGCAUACUGAAGAGGUCAGACCCUGACAAGGUGGCGCGGGAUUACAAAAUCAAGAGGUUCCUUCUGCACCCGGAGUACAAGCCACCUGCAAAGUACAAUGACAUCGCUUUGCUAGAGACUGAGAAGAGGAUAGUGUUCCUGAACAAGCACGUAGUCCCGGCGUGCCUGGACGCGGGCGAUGCUGACGUCGAGAGCGACGCGGAGAUGGCGUCCGCUACCGGAUGGGGAGCGCUGGGCGAUGGCGAGCCGAAUGCUGACGUACUGCAAAGAAUGGAUAUCGUCAAGUUUUCGACGGAAGAAUGCUCGGCAUUGUACAAACCGUAUCGUCUCCUGAAGACCGGGUUAGACAACUUCACGCAAGUCUGCUACGGCCACCGACAGAUACCUCGGGACACGUGUAAGGGGGACAGCGGGGGCCCCCUCCAAGUGGAGUAUGGAGGAGUAAACUGCAUGCACAAGGUGAUCGGAGUGACUUCUUUCGGCAGAGCGUGCGGGAAUACCGGCCAGCCUGGCGUGUAUACGCGAGUCAGGCCCUAUGUCCCCUGGAUAGAGAGUGUAGUGUGGCCCGCCCAGGGGACUGAUAAAUGUGUUUGCUUCUAAAUAACCUGUAGGAACCUAUAAGUGGUUUACAUGUUGCCUAAUUUGUUAUUAUUAUACACUGCAAAACCCAG